Messenger RNA from Strongylus vulgaris, 405 nucleotides. The record is from the annotation of a GenBank genome assembly. Lineage: Eukaryota; Metazoa; Nematoda; Chromadorea; Rhabditida; Strongylidae.
AUGCAUGUACUUGCUACGCAGCCAGAUCUAUAUGCAUGCUUUGUUGAAGCUGGUGGGCCAUCCCUUAUGCUGUCCUUGCUAGCGCAUGAAAACUCGGAUAUCUUAGGAGCCACUAUCAAUCUACUUCAGGAACUUACUGAUGUAGACAUCUUGAACGAGAGCGAAGAAGGUGCUGCGCAGUUAAUUGAAAGUUUAGCAUCUGGAAGAAUAGUAGAAUCAUUCUUGACGGCUUUUGAAAAAAUGGAUGAAAAAGUGAAAGAUGACGCUGAUGCUAUCCACAAUGCGCUGAGUGUUAUGAUCGACUUCCGACCCGAAACUGCAGAGGAUUGUGUGAAUCAGGGUUUGUUUUUAUGGCUGCUUCGCAGAGCUUGUCAAAAGGUUCGUAUUUCCCCUUUUUUUGCAUAG